GCCCCCGUCACUCGCUCGCCCCGCCCACCAUGGAUAUGCCCUCGUCCGACAAUGGCUCUUCGUCCUCCAUGGACAUGGACAUCCAGAUGCUGCCAUAUCUGCACUUCCAGGGCGGCGACUUCCUGCUUUUCAAGGCGUGGGUUCCCCGGUCGUCAGGCGCGAUUGCUGGCGCUUGUAUCGGGCUCGUAGUGUUUGCGAUUAUGGAACGCCUUGUAACGGCGUGGAGGUCACGACUAGAGGACUCAUGGGCUGCUCGAACACAUCAUCUAUUGAAUCAUGUCGCCUCGUCCAGCGAGAUAUCGACUGAUGAGGACGAGAAGGGCAAAAUGCCGGAGACAUCGACCACGACGACGCCUGCACCAUCGCCUCAAUUCAUCCCCCCGUUCGUUCUCAGCCAUGACUUGUCGCGCGGAGCCAUGUUCGCACUGCAAGCGCUCAUGAGCUAUGUGCUCAUGUUGGCGGUCAUGACGUUCAACGCUGCCUAUCUCAUCUCCAUCUUGGCUGGUUUAGGUAUCGGGGAAGCCAUCUUCGGGCGAUGGAAAGGAGUAGGCGCGCAUGCCUCUGUACAUUGACCGUCUUGCUCUCUUGCUAUGUUUUUGUACUUGUACGAUGUGGAUGGGACACCAACUAUCAUGGAAGAAAUCA
Molecule: messenger RNA, 645 nt
Organism: Schizophyllum commune H4-8
Lineage: Eukaryota; Fungi; Basidiomycota; Agaricomycetes; Agaricales; Schizophyllaceae
Exons: 3
Coding region: 30-572 (180 amino acids)
Biological process (GO): copper ion transmembrane transport; intracellular copper ion homeostasis
Cellular component (GO): plasma membrane
Molecular function (GO): copper ion transmembrane transporter activity
Source: RefSeq, a predicted model, not a curated record